AUGUCGCUCCGGCGGCGCCUCCUAGGCCUCUCCGCCCACAUCCGCCGCUCCCUCUCCACCGCCGCGGCCUCCUCGCAGUCGCACCCGCCAUGGGCGAUCAUCGACGGCACGUCGAUGGUCGACAGAUCGUCGUCGGCCCCGGUGGCGUGCUUCCGCCCCGUCCAGCCUCCAGGCGUCUCCGACUUCACGGCCCCGGCGCACCUCCUCAGCCCCAGACCACGCCCCGCCGCCCCCGACAGCAACGUCGUCCAGUCCCUCUUCGGCAGCGUCGGCGCCGUCAGCGGCGACGGCCACCUCCUCCUCACCUACCACGACCUCCGGGCGGAGGGCCCCUGCACCAAGUGGGAUUUCGCGCGGGACCUCGAAAUCCAGCGCUUCGUCUGCAACCCUGUCAGCGGGCAGAUGCUCCGCCUGCCCGACAUCGGCCGCUCCAGGAGGACCCUCGUCGUCCACCACAUGGGCCUCCUCACCCAGGGCGCCGGUGGCGGGCCGCCUGACAGGUUCGCCGUCGCCGAUCUCCUUUCCCAUGGCGCCAUCAUUCCGCGGUUUCUCUCGGAGGAAGGGGAGUGGAGGACGGUGAUUCGGGCCACACCAUCCUUACGGCUGCCGCGCCUGAUGGAGGUGAACCAGGAGACGGUUGCCUUCGGCGGCCGCCUGUGGUGGGUCGACCUCACCCUGGGCGCCAUCUCCGUCGACCCGUUCGACGACCGGCUGAAGACAAGCUUCGUCGAGCUGCCGAGCGGCAGCGUGCUGCCUGCGCGCGCACCUACAGACAGCCAACAUUUUGGGGACAGGCGUCGAGCUGCCGAUGACCAGAAUCUGUUCAUGCGGGAGGUGGCCAAGCACCGGCGCAUGGGCGUCAGCGAGGGGAGGCUGCGCUAUGCCGAGGUGUCUCCCCACGACCCGUUCGUGCUCAGCUGCUUUGCGCUCGACGACGAGGGCAGCAGCUGGACGCUGGAGCACGAGGUGGCGCUCAAGCAGGUCUUGGCUGAUGGAGGCUACCCGUCGGCGGCGCCACAGAUCGCCGUGCUUGACCCACUUCACACCAAUGCCAUCUACCUCAAGGUCGGUGAGCACCUCGUCGUCGUGGACAUUCACAAUGGGAAGGUGAUUGGGGCAUCGCCGCUUCAAGAGCAAUACCUCUCUCUUGUGUCAUGUGUGCUUCCACCAUGGCUUAGAUCAAGCCAGAUCCCUACGGCAGGCAAGAGGGAUGACAUGGAAGCGACAGAUGAUCUGGUUAGUUGCAUCUAG
Messenger RNA from Triticum turgidum subsp. durum (durum wheat), 1251 nucleotides. NCBI's taxonomy places the organism in Eukaryota, Viridiplantae, Streptophyta, Magnoliopsida, Poales, Poaceae. The record is from the annotation of a GenBank genome assembly.